AUGAACAUGUUCAUUAACAAUUGUUCACUUGUUCGGUUGUUCACGGCCAGUCCUGGCCGCACCCCUCAGCUCCCUCGGGAGAUCUGGGUCAAAGUCCUUCGCCUACUGCAAACGCCAAUCCCAGGUGCCCUCUCUUACCCUCCACGAAGUGUGUUUCGUCGUCCUGAACUACGAAACUGCAUGCUUGUUUGCAAGACCUUCCACUCUAUCGCGGCACCACUUCUCUACACACACAUCUUCACCGAUAACCUGCCGCUCCUCCUGGAAACAAACCUCGGCGGCCGCAGGCUCAAUCUCCGCCAUACACGGUCUUUGCGCGUCGAGUACAGGGAGGUCCACAAGGAUGAGCCCUGGUUGAUAUCGGCUUACGAAGACCUACUCAAGGAAGGCUGGACGGAGUGGUCGGAGCGGACAGAUGAGGAACUGGAAGAGGACAUCAUGAGGCAGUGCGACGCAGAGGUGGAACACCUCCGGUACUGCUUCUACUUUCUCCAGGAGCGGACCACGGCCCGAUUCGUGUUUCCUCGGCUACGGACGGUCGCCAUCUCGUCCAUCUAUGGCGUCCAGGACCACUGGCAACGUUGGAGGGAGGCGCGGAUGGAGGAGGGGGAAGAGUCUAGGCUGUAUCACAACGCGCAGGCGCUCAACACAUUCUGCAACCACCUCGACCUAGACGCAUUCUGUGUCCGCGACCUCGCCGGUCCCCUCGCAUCACUCGGACGCGACAGAUGGACGUGGUCCUCCCUACCCUGCGUCCGGACUCUACACUAUGACGACGACGCGGAUGACCUCUACCUCUCGUACGGCGGACGCGUACGGUGGGCAUGCGAUGCUCCGGAGGACACGGACUGGGAGAGCUUCACCAAGACUACCAUCUUCCAGACGGAAAAGGCGGUCAAUGCUCGGAAGAAGGAGAUGGGGUUAUGCACGAUCAGCUCGGAGGGUGCGGCCAACCUCGAGAUUUACUGCUCGCCGUCCAUCCCAUCGGAGGAAAUGUACGAGGAUGGUCCCCCCGUCGGGUCUGACCCGCCUCGGUACACAGCCAAAGCGGAGCAGGCUUUGACGUUCUGGAGGGAUAACAUGGCGAGCGUGGGCGCGGAGCUGCAGGAGAUCUACCGGGAGAAAAGCGGAGUUCUCGACCGGAUCAGGUGGUAUCCCUCGCCCGAGACGCCCAUUUGCCUGGCGUGCGGGUCCGGGCCGCCUGAUUAUUCGCAAGAAGGAGCUCGGCGGGUGUGGAUCGUAAAUGAGGUAGAGUCUGCCUCUCGUUAA
Messenger RNA from Dioszegia hungarica, 1269 nucleotides. RefSeq lists its product as uncharacterized. The transcript has 2 exons. Lineage: Eukaryota; Fungi; Basidiomycota; Tremellomycetes; Tremellales; Bulleribasidiaceae. The record is from RefSeq and is a predicted model, not a curated record. Gene Ontology annotation, molecular function: protein binding. The coding region runs from base 1 to 1269 and encodes 422 amino acids.